Molecule: messenger RNA, 8637 nt
Organism: Stegostoma tigrinum
Lineage: Eukaryota; Metazoa; Chordata; Chondrichthyes; Orectolobiformes; Stegostomatidae
Gene: atg2a
Product: autophagy related 2A
Exons: 42
Coding region: 143-6334 (2063 amino acids)
Biological process (GO): reticulophagy; autophagosome assembly; piecemeal microautophagy of the nucleus
Cellular component (GO): phagophore assembly site; extrinsic component of membrane
Molecular function (GO): phosphatidylinositol-3-phosphate binding
Source: RefSeq, a predicted model, not a curated record
CCUGCGCACUGGCUGAGCAGCAGAGGAAGACUGAGCAAUGGCGACGUUCGGUGGUGACUGUUGCAGUUGGACCUAGUGAGUGGUACCCGUGGAUGAGAGGGCCCCCGGGGAUGCUGGUGGCGGCCCGGGGCCGCUUGCUAAGAUGUCAUGGUUUUUCCCCUGGUCGAGCUCGAUCAAGAAGCGGGCCUGCCGCUACCUGCUGCAGCACUACCUGGGCCACUUGUUGGAGGAGAGGUUGACUCUGGAACAACUGAGCCUCGACCUCUACAACGGCAGCGGGCGCCUCAGAGAGGUCCAGCUCGACGUCUGGUCUCUGAAUGAAUUCCUGGACUCGGUGGGGGCGCCGCUGGAGAUUACAGAUGGCUUCAUCAGCAGCAUCUCGGUGACCAUCCCCUGGUCGGCUCUGAUUACGGAGAACUGCACCGUGGAGGUGACAGGUCUGCAGGUGACAUGCAGGCCCAAGUACCACUUUGUCCCAGGGACCGAGUCUCCCAGCUGGUCAUCAUGUAUGACUACCAGCAUGCAGCUCGCCAAGGAGUGCCUGAAAGAACAGGCCGAAGAGCCGGAGGAGCCCAUACAGCCACUCGAGGGUCUUGAGAUGUUUGCACAGACGAUUGAAACUGUGCUCAGGAGGAUAAAAGUAACAUUCCUUGACACCAUAGUUCGAGUGGAACACACUCCAGAUGGAUCCAGGACAGGUAUCGCCUUGGAAGUGCACAUUAAAAGGUUGGAGUACUGUGAUGAAGCUGUGAAGGACUCGGGCGGCAUCUCGAAGAGGGACCCCAUUCCCAUCGACAUUCAUCAGCCCCCUGCAUUCGUCCACAAGGUGCUGCAGUUUUCCGGGGUAUUGUUGCACUACGAGGCAAUCCCUGAGCAGGGUGGGGAGCUCCAGACCUCACAGCCUGUACUGCCGCAGCAAGCAAAUGCACCUGCCUCCUCCACUGCAGAAUGGCAAUCUUUCCCUGAAGCAAGCAGCAGGACUGCAGAGGGAAGUGCCCCAUCGCCACCUUCGCCGCUGGUGCAGAUCGGCAGUUGUACAGGGUGCAUGGAGUUGACCGUGAAAUUCAAGCAGAACGACGUGCUGCCUGGGCCUAAGUUGGCAAUAGAUGGGAAGAUGGGGUCACUGCACCUGUUCCUGAACCCACAACAGAUCUCCAACCUGGCUGACUUAUUCAGUACACUUAACCUCUCAGCAGAAGUGAACGGACUGAGGGAGAAGCUGAACAAGAGUCGACCGCUGGACCCUGAGGAUUUCAAACUGAUUGAGCAGGAUCUCAACAAGCAGCUUCACUCGGGCCAGAGUUCGGGGAACGCCAAGAGCGAAGAGCUGGACUCGUUUGCAGGCACAGAGAACGGAGUGCCCACAGAGAUGUUUUACUCCAUGGCCCCUAUGACCAGCAGUGUGGCCUCAGUGCAGUCAGUGAGUGAGCUGUCAGAUGUCGACCUGGAGAGCUCGAUGCGCAGUGAUUACAGUAGCUGCCCUCUGCAGCCCCCGUCACUGCAAGCAUGUCUGCUGAUGAACAGUCCACACCGCUAUGGGAGUCCUAUGUUCCCCACCAUGCUCCCCAGUUUACAGUCCAUGAGCAAACAACAAGGUAAAUCUCAGCCAUCCCCAUCCCUGGACAAUGUGAAGGCUGAGCUGCUGUUAAGGCUGACUAUCGGUGGGAUGACUGCCACACUGCUGCACCUAGAUCCGCUGCUUGGACAACCCCCUGCAUCGCAGGACCCCGUAUCGGGAACAGCGACCUACUUCCAAACUGCUGCCCACCAUUACUUUACCGAACUGGCAUACUUCAAGGACAGCAUCUUUGGGGGGAGAGGCUUUGACCACCUGAGAAGACAGUUCGAGAAGGCCUGUCCCCACAAUAACUUGAGGCUCACGGGUGGCGCGGUGCAGCUGACGAGUGAGCAGAAGGCAGGCGGUGGGGUGCAGCUUCUGAGUACGGACAUAUGCUUCGGUACACUGGAGAUCCUGGAAUGCCUGUGGAGCCCAGUGGGACCUGGAGCUGAGCAGCAGGCUCCUGGAUAUACAGAGCUAUUGCUGUUUGAAAAGGUGUCCCCCUUGGUUUGUGGGUCCAGUGCCAGUCCCUGCGCUCAAAUUCAUUACAGACAGACCCAGAGGACAACAGGCAAGGGCAGCCACAGGAAGGUGUCACGCAGCGCAGAGCUGCUCAUCGAGCUCCAGGAGGCACACGUGGAUAUCGACCUUGGCUUCCUGGAUAGGCUGGACUUCCUACUUAGGCCCCAUCCGGUUGGGGGCCAGGAAUUCCAGACAGCACAGGGGAGGCCGUCGGAACAAGUACUGAUUCCUGGGAUCCCUACCCUCCGUGUCGAGCCGCCUCCUGUGCUGGGGCAGCCGACCUCGGUGCGCCUCACAGCCCCCAGAGCCCACCUGCGGCUGCAGUUCCCCAUACCCGAUCUGCGACCUGAGCCCGAGCGCACACCCUGGUUCCAGAAGGCAGUGCGCAGGGAGACCCUGCGGCUGGAGUGCACUGACCUGUGCUGCCGAACCGAACUUGGAACCACUUCCAGACCUGAGCCCGUCAAAUAUGAAGCCAGCUUUACCGAUCUACACGGUGUCUACGAAGAUGGAGUCAACCCUGGUAUCUCUUGCAUCCGAGUCUCAAAAACACCUGACCAGACUGCUGCUGGGAGAAAGUACAUCAUCCCAAAGAUUGUGCUGACGGUGAACCCAGACUGCAGUGGCCCUGAGUGGGACCUGAUCAUGGAGAAGACGGAUGACAUGGACCUGUCAGCUGUUGAGAGCCCCUGUGAACUGAAGCAGCCCGAACCGUCACCGUUCUCAUCCAAACGCACCAUGUAUGAGACCGAGGAGAUGGUGAUCCCAGGAGAUCCGGAAGAGAUGGCACAAUUCCAGUCUCAGACCCUGGCAACGUCCCAGUAUGUGCUGGAGUUAACCCUGCCUGCCCUGAACCUACUGUUUCCCAGCAAGGAAUUCUACGAGAGUAUCUACAACAGAAUCAACAAUGACCUUCUGAUGUGGGCGCCGGCUGCACCCUCGCCCAGCAACAUGGCACAGGGCGUGGGUGCCGCAGGGCUGCACCCUCUCCUGCCGGGCUGCACCCCCUUUGCACAGGACAACUUCCGCCUCUGCAAGUCAGCCUUCAGACUGGACUCUGACUCCGAAGAUGAAGAUUCCCACUUCUACUCAGUUGAAGAGAAUGGGAGGAGGAGGAGGGCGGAGGCCAAGAGGAGCAGAGCACUGAGCUUCCUUUCAGCUGUUGUGAACAUUGGAAAAGGCAGGGUCACAGCCCUGACUGACUUGAAGGGCGAAGGGGAGAAGCCAGUCACUGGGGUGCAUGGGGAGCUGGUCCUUGAUGUGGAGAGUGGCACCAUCUUCACUGUAUCGCAGUACAAGGGUCAGCCUGAUCUCAGCUACCUCUGCAUUGAGUCCAGCAAAGUAGCCCUAUACCAGAAAGCCGAGGUUGAGGAUUACUUCCUGCCGGAACGACUGGACGUGCUGAGCUUCACUGCCCCCGUGGGGCUGGAUCCCACCAUCCUGUGCUCGGAGGAGGGACUGGCCACUAGGCUCUCGGCAGCCGCUGGGCGGAAGGACAGGAGCCCACCUAUGCUCUCUGCUGCCAUCAAGAUCACACUGGACACUGUGAGGAGCAUCAAGGAGUUCCUAGUUGCCCUCAGAUUACAAGGUGCCACCCUGUGCCACCGAAUGGCCUUAACUAACCAGAGCUGGCACGAGCAGCUGAUGGAUUUCUUCGAUGUGUUGGAUGACCCAAUUCUGGGCUACACCCCUCCUACGGUGAUCACAGUCCUGCACACUCACUUGGUCAGCUGUGCCGUCGAUUACAGACCCCUCUACCUCCCAGUCCGAGUUUUAAUCACUGCAGAAACCUUCACAUUGUCCAGCAACAUCAUCGUGGACACAGCGACCUUCCACCUCAGGUUUAUUCUGGAUGAUUCUGCUGUGUAUCUCUGUAACAGAUGCAACACGGAGACCGUGGACCUGAAGAAAGACUAUGUGUGUGUGCUGGAUGUGGAUCUGCUGGAGCUGGUGAUCACCACCUGGAAAGGAAACUCUGGUGGAAAGCUGGCACAGCCGCUGUUUGAGCUGCGUUGCUCCAACAAUGUGGUGCAUGUCCACACUUGCGCUGACUCAUGUGCCGCCCUGGUGAACCUGAUACAGUACGUGGUGAACAGCGGAGACCUCCACCCUCCGCCCAAGCAAGACAGCCCGACUGAAAUCGCCGGGCAGAAACUACAGCUCCCUGAGCCUGCUACCGGUCUCCCACCACGUCUCCCCGCAGAGACAGCUGAGAUUAACCAGGGUGAUCUUACUGAUGCUCUUAUCGAUGCGGAGCGGAACCGCAGGGACUCAGUGGAUGGACCAGGAUUGCCCUUGCUCCGGCAGGACUCUCCCGUGUCCGUCUACCUCUUCCCCGGUGAGAAUAACCAGGAGAAGCCUCCAUCCCAGCCCCCGUCGUGCCUCAACAGGCUGGAUGUGUAUCCCUCCGAGGGGAGUGAGGCAGGGAGUGACUCCACUGACAACGAUGACUUCUGCAUAUUGGAUGCCCCAGGCAUCGGAAUCCCGCCCAAAGACGGUGAGCCGGUGGUCUCCAAGCUGACGGCUGACUGCAUCUCCAUCCGGGACGGCUACUUCUCCAGGCCCAUCGGGAGCACGGAUCUGCUGAAGGCUCCAGCCAGGUUCCCCGUACCUGAUAGCCGCAUCAUGCUGCGAGAGAUAUCUGUCGUCUGGCACCUUUACGGAGGGAAGGACUUCAGCCCUGCCCGCCCACCUUCUGCGCACGUGCACUCUCCAAGGGUGAGACCGGUGACUGUCAGUGCCAGGGGCUCACCAUCCCGCUCCGCCUUCCCCAACCGCCCACAGAACACAUGGAGGACGCAGGGGGGCUACGGCAGGAACCACGACAUCUUGAUGGAGAUACAGCUCACCAAGGUGAGUUUCCAGCACGAGACAUAUCCUGCACCCCCGAUUGUGCCUGAGAAAUGUGCCAUUGAGCCGGUGGGCCCGGAGCUGGAGGAGCAACCAAUUGCGCGGCAAGUCUUCAUUGUACAGGAGCUUGAGAUCCGGGAUCGGUUGGCCAGCUCCCAGAUCAACAAGUUCCUUUACCUCUACACCAGUGAGAAGAUGCCCAGGAGAGCACACUCCAACAUGCUGACAAUCAAGGCCCUCCAUGUGCGGCCUGAGUGUGGACUUGGUGGUCCUGAAUGCUGCCUCCGAGUCUCCCUCAUGCCACUACGCCUCAACAUUGACCAGGAUGCCUUAUUCUUCCUGAAGGGUUUCUUCACGAGCUUCGCGACCGGAAUCAACCCCAUUGUUCCCAUUGAAACGGCGAUGGAAGCCAAGCCUGAGCUCAGCCAGAGGGCGAGCGGAGCCCCGGACUCUGAUUCCUUUGGCCGCGACACCGAGCCCAGUCAGUGCUUGCCAGAGAUGACCACUUCGAUGGAGACAACUUGCAGCGAGCAGAGCUCCUCGUCCGCUGCCUCCUCGUCCUCCGAGCAGCCAAUCUAUUUCAGGGAAUUUCGAUUUACCUCAGAAGUACCAAUCUGGUUGGACUAUCAUGGAAAGCAUGUAACCAUGGAUCAAGGUACGUUCGCUGGGAUACUCAUAGGACUCGCCCAGCUCAACUGCUCUGAACUGAAGCUGAAGAGGCUAUGCUGUAGACAUGGUCUGCUAGGGGUGGACAAGGUGAUCAACUACGCCUUGAACGAGUGGCUGAGCGACAUCAGGAAGAACCAGCUCCCGGGCAUUCUUGGGGGCGUAGGCCCCAUGCAUUCUGUGGUACAGCUGUUUCACGGCCUCAGGGAUCUCUUCUGGCUGCCGAUUGAACAGUACCGGAAGGAUGGGCGGAUUAUCCGGGGGCUCCAGCGAGGAGCUGCAUCUUUCGGGACCUCCACCGCAUCUGCAGCUUUGGAACUGAGCAACCGUCUGGUGCAGGCCAUUCAGGCCACAGCAGAGACCGUUUACGAUAUCCUGUCGCCAACACCCCCCAUUACCAAGGCGGUCAUGGACAAGAGGUGCCUGAAGAAGUACAAGAGGGUACAGCAGCCUGCUGACCUGCGUGAGGGAGUUGCCAAAGCGUACGACACUGUCCGAGAGGGGGUCAUCGACACGGCACAGACCAUCUGCGACGUGGCCACCCGGGGUCACGAGCAGAAAGGCAUCACGGGGGCGGUGGGGGGGGUCCUGAGGCAAAUCCCGCCCACCGUGGUCAAGCCGCUGAUCGUGGCCACGGAGGCCACCUCCAACCUCCUCGGGGGGAUGCGGAACCAGAUCAAGCCGGACGCCCGCAAGGAGGACAGCCUGAAGUGGCGCAUGGACGAAGGUCAGGACUAGGCCUUCGCUCGUGAACCCUCACCCUCAACUGACACCACCCCCCCCCCUCUGCUCCUCCUCUUUUCUCUUCGAAUCGCCCAGUUCAUUUUGUGAAAGCGGAAACAAAAAGAUGUUUGGGGUUGGGAUGGGGUGGCGCAGGGGAGGAAGACAAAAUGAGAAGAAUUCAGGAAUGUGUCAUCUGCUUCGGGCAGCAUUGACCCACAGGACUGCAAUAAGGACGACCAGCAGAAUGAAUGGUGACUGGGAGCCGACAGCGGAGAGGGGGGGGAGAGAGAGACCUGGCUGUUGUUGAAGAGGCAGCGGGAGGAGGAAGCUAUAACCCUCCUUGUCACAGUGUCCCCGACCUCCGAAAGGCUGAUUCCUGUCUCUUGGAGGUUGGUUGGGGUGGGUUGUGCCUGUGUGUGUGUGUGUGUGUGUGGUGUGUGGUGUGUGUGUGUGUGCGCGCGUGCGUGGUGUGUGUGUGAAUACAUGAAAGUAGCAGCAAGCAGCGUUAAUCCGCUGGGGAAUAUCCUCCCCAAUCCUUGUUACCCUGCCCCCAACCUAACGCUUCUUAAAAAUCAACGUUGAGGUGUUAAAGCCACGUGAAUCUGCUUCUAAUUUCCAAGGGUUCGGACAAAUUUGGGCCUUUGUUUCCACAGGCCUUUAGAUGCUUUUGCAGCAGUGGGCUGCUGAGCUCUGACCCCGUUCCACCUUUAUUCCCCAGCCCGAGAAAGUGGGAUCAAUCACUCGGCUUCGAACGCACUAAGCAGACCGACGUGGCCCAGAUUCUUUCUCCCUCCCCACCCUUGCCUCACGGUAUUCCUUGCAGACAGGUACAUACCCAUGCAGACACACACCCCUCCCCAUCUCUCUCUGUCCUAGCCGAAGGCACUGUUGGGCGGGAGGUGUCACUCUCUGGCGUGGAACAGACAGCCGGCAUGGGAGGAUGCCAGGUUGGGUAGCGUGCGUGGGAGGGCAGUGCAGGUUGAGCAGAAUCCAGAGCUGCCGGCACUCCCCAUCCGGUGACAGGGGGCUCCACCAGGUGUGUUUACCAUGUGCCAGUUGCCUCCCUUGUCAGGAAGGUGCUGAGCUCCGUCAGGCCAGUAGUGGAGACGGAUCCCAGGCAGUUUUCUGCAGAAUGACCUUGUUGUCUGUCUUUCUUUUAAGAUGUAAACAAAUCUCCUCUACUGAGGCUUUUUGUCACCUCCUUGCAUGGCUCGAUGACCCACUUUUGUUCAGUAAUCCCUCGUGUGGGCUGCCUCGGGAUGUUUUCUGUGGCACUAUAUAAAUGCACAUUGAUGUUAUGAAGACUGAAUCUCAAAGAGAAUGGAUAUAACAGGGUGGGGGAGGGGGGUAGCGGAGGGCAGUUGGGCUAAGGAAGGCUUUAGGAGCUAAUAUAAACUUUAAAAAUCCUAUAUAUUUUUGAACGGUCUGUAAUUACCCCAUGAAUUUGGAUUGUUUUAAUGAAUUUUUUUUUACCUGAAUGGAGCAAUAUUUCGUAGCUGGGAAAGGCAGAGUGAGAUAGACGUGCUCAUCCUGCUUUCCCUGGUGACAUUAUUCGCAAUGCAUGUGUGGAAGGUGCUUUGAGAUAUUAAAUUAGAGAAAUAUAUCGUAUGUGCAUAUGAGAAAAAUUUUAAGGUUAAAUUUUGGUGACAGUACUCGCCCAUUAAUAAACACCAAACACAACAGCUUAUCAUGGGGCCUAACAAUUUAGGACAUUUAGGGUCUGAGUGAUCUUAACAGCCAGUCUCCUUUGUGCACAUGCCCCACUGUCGCGUCCUUUCCCCAUUUAUAAUGGGGGUUUCCAGUGUAAACACGUCACAGUGCAGUUGCGUCCUCCUUCGCAGAGAUGGCGCUGCUGUCAUCAUAGCUCAUGUGGGGAAAGAAGUCGAAUUGUGCGUGGUGUGGAUGUGUGGUGGUGGAGUGGGUUCCUGCCGUCCCUGGCCCCCUGGACUCCUGCGAUCGCAAGGCAGGGCAGCCAUCGAGACGUCGGAGAUCCGCAGCCCAGUGAGGUGUUAGUGCCUUCAGGAAACGGGGUGGGCGGUGGGUAGAGUGUGCAGGUUGAAUGUUCUUUGGAGACGUGUAUCAGCUCUGGCUGCGCAGUAGAUGCUGGUGCGAGUGUGUGAGAGAUGCCUGUGCUGUUCCUUUGCACACCUUUGACACGCUCUGUGUGCGUGUGCGUCUGUAUGCGUGUUUAAAUGUGUGCUUGCUGAUUGAACUGCCCCCACCCCAAUCAAACUGUGUAAUUAAUGAGUGUUAAUCUGUGUUCAUACACUUGUGUAAAAAAACAAAUUAUAUUAAAAAAAUGCAACUUAUGUAAUAAU